ACCGGGUGCCGGCGGCUCUCCCGGAGGAGCCUCUGCGGCGGGCACGGACGGCGGCGGGAUCCGAGGCACGGCGCGGGGACAUGCCGGCGGAGCGCACCCGGAGACUACACCAUCUGUAAAGCUCUGUGGAAGAUUGAGGUGUGUGCUGCAAUGGUGACAUAAAUAUUUCAGAGGACUGGAACAAAUUGUUGAGAAUCUCUGUUUGAUUUUCAUGCUGCUGUUGAGAGAUAUCUAAGGCAAGUAAACACCAUGAGUUUUAUCCUGAAACUUCACAGACAUUUUCAAAGAACAGUAAUUUUGCUGGCCACUUUUUGUAUGGUGAGCAUAGUUAUUUCUGCCUACUACUUGUAUAAUGGCUACAAACAGGAAAAUGAACUUCCUGAAACCUCUUCAGAAGUGGAAUGUGGUGAUCCUCAACUGUUGCCAUACAAGCUGAUGGAGAUGAAGACCACGAAGCCUGUUGAUCCCCUGAGGACAGACCUUGUAGUGCUGGUGUUUGUGGAAAGCCAGUACUCAACGUUAGGCCAAGAUAUAAUAACCAUUCUGGAAUCUAGCAGGUUUCAGUUUCACAUUGAGAUUGCAUCUGGGAAAGGUGACCUCCCAGUGCUUAUAGACAAAAACAAAGGCAAAUACGCCCUGAUAGUGUAUGAAAAUAUCCUAAAGUACGUGAAUAUGGACUCGUGGAACAGAGGCCUUCUAGAUAAGUACUGUGUAGAAUACGGUGUGGGUGUGAUCGGAUUUCACAAAGGCAAUGAGAACAGCUUGCAGAGCUUUCAGUUGAAGGGUUUUCCUUUCCAUGUCCACAGCAAUCUGGGUAUUAAGGACUGUUGCAUUAACCCUCAUUCCCCACUCCUCCAUGUGACUAAACCUUCUAAACUUGAAAAAGGGCCCUUGCUUGGAAAUGACUGGGCCGUUUUCCAGAUUAAUCACACAGCUUAUCAACCAGUGGUGUUUGCAAAAGUAAAGACACCAGAAAACCUUUCUCCACCUGCUGCUAUAAGUGCUCUCUAUGCCACGGUAAUUCAUGACUUGGGGCUCCACGAUGGGAUUCAACGAGUCCUUUUCGGCAAUAACUUGAAUUUUUGGCUGCACAAGCUGAUUUUCAUAGAUGCCAUCUCUUUCCUCUCUGGAAAGAAGCUCACACUGUCCUUGGAUAGGUACAUUCUGGUUGACAUAGAUGAUAUCUUCGUUGGCAAGGAUGGAACAAGGAUGAACACCAACGAUGUACAGGCCCUGCUUGAUACUCAGAAUCUUUUGAGAGCCCAGAUUACAAAUUUUACUUUCAACCUGGGAUUUUCAGGAAAAUUCUAUCACACAGGGACUGAGGAGGAGGAUGAGGGUGAUGAUCUGCUGCUGAGAUCUGUGGAUGAGUUCUGGUGGUUUCCCCACAUGUGGAGUCACAUGCAGCCACACCUCUUCCACAAUGAGUCCUCACUGGUGGAGCAGAUGAUCCUCAACAAAAAAUUUGCCUUAGAACAUGGUAUUCCAACAGACUUGGGCUAUGCAGUGGCUCCACACCACUCAGGAGUCUAUCCAGUGCAUGUUCAACUUUAUGAUGCCUGGAAAAAGGUCUGGAACAUCAGAGUUACCAGCACAGAAGAAUAUCCACAUCUGAAACCUGCAAGGUACAGACGAGGCUUCAUCCACAAAAACAUCAUGGUGCUUCCUCGGCAGACUUGUGGCUUAUUCACCCACACCAUUUUCUAUAAAGAGUAUCCUGGAGGUCCAAAGGAAUUAGAUAAAAGUAUUCAAGGAGGAGAGUUGUUCUUCACAGUGGUUCUCAAUCCAAUCAGCAUCUUCAUGACACACCUGUCUAACUACGGCAACGACCGCCUGGGCUUGUACACCUUUGUCAAUCUGGCCAACUUCGUUCACACCUGGACAAACCUGAAACUGCAAACCCUUCCCCCAGUCCAGCUGGCUCACAAGUAUUUUGAGCUGUUUCCUGAGCAGAAGGACCCUCUCUGGCAGAACCCCUGUGAUGACAAAAGGCACAGAGAUAUCUGGUCUAAGGAAAAAACCUGUGAUCGAUUACCAAAAUUCUUGGUUGUAGGACCCCAGAAAACUGGUACUACAGCCUUGUAUUUGUUCCUGGUCAUGCAUCCUUCCAUCAUUAGUAACUCCCCCAGCCCAAAAACCUUUGAGGAGGUACAGUUCUUUAAUAGAAAUAACUACCACAGGGGGAUUGAUUGGUACAUGGAUUUCUUUCCCACUCCUUCUAAUGUCACCACUGACUUCCUCUUUGAGAAAAGUGCCAACUAUUUCCAUUCUGAGGAAGCUCCCAGGAGAGCUGCUUCCCUCAUCCCCAAGGCCAAGAUCAUCACCAUCCUCAUCGACCCGUCCGACCGCGCCUACUCCUGGUACCAGCACCAGCGAUCCCACGAAGACCCUGCAGCUCUGAAAUUCAGCUUCUAUCAGGUGAUCACAGCAGGCCCUCGAGCCCCCUCUGAGCUCAGAGCUCUCCAGAAGAGAUGCCUGGCACCUGGAUGGUAUGCUACCCACAUUGAAAGAUGGCUCACUUACUUCCCACCUUACCAGUUGCUAAUUAUUGAUGGACAGCAGCUGAGGACUGACCCAUCUACUGUAAUGGAUGAAGUGCAGAAGUUUCUGGGAGUCUCUCCUCACUAUAAUUACUCUGAAGCCCUAACGUUUGAUUCACAUAAAGGAUUCUGGUGUCAGCUCUUGGAAGAAGGAAAAACCAAGUGUCUAGGAAAGAGCAAAGGCAGAAAAUACCCUCCUAUGGAUUCUGAGUGCAGGGCCUUUCUGUCGAGCUACUACAGAGAUCACAAUGUGGAACUGUCAAAACUCCUCCACAAACUGGGACAACCUCUGCCAUCGUGGCUGAGACAGGAGCUACAGAAAGUGAGAUAGCAUUGGAAAAGAGCUUUUUGAAAUCUCCUUCCACACUUGAGUCAUCACAGCUGAACUUUCCAGCAACUGCCAGAAGGUCUUGUAAAAUAUACCUCUUCAAAAAAGUGUAAAGGAUAGAAAUUGUUUCCAUAUGCUGGCAUGUGGAUUGUAAAAAUACAUGUGUUCCUUGGAGCUCUGGUGGGCCAAAUCUUUGUCAUAAACAUUUCUGGGCCUGUGGACUUGUGGACUACUGUGCACAUAUGUGGAAAUUAUUUACAACUGAUAAAAGCAUCAGAGAUACAUGACCUGACCAAUUUCAUGGUAAAUACUCACAUUUUUAUGUAUCAGUUGUAAAGUGUUGUCUCAUGUAGGUUUUGUAACCCUUUGUUGGACCACUGGCAGUUUUUCUUAGGAUUUGGUUCUUGUGUUGCAUAGGAUAACUUAAUGUAGCACAAAAUGCCCAGAGUGCUUCUGCCUUUGGAAUCAGCUUGCUAAUGCCCAGAAUGUGUGCAAACACAGGGGAGCAGUGCAGCUAUCAUGUUUCAUUUAGCUGUGCAUGGCAAAAAAUGCACCCAGCAACAUCUGCAAUCCACAGUGCAGAAAGAAACUAUAAACAAGCCAAACAGAACCUGAGAUUAUAUCUGGUGACAACAGACCCUCAGUGUGGGAAGGGCUUUCGCCUGUAGUUAAUAUUUGUACUGACUGAGAUGUGAAUUACCUGAGCAGAAAUUGGAUUGGGUAUGUGAAGCACACGAGGUGCAGUGUUAGACUUGGACAGUUGUGACCCAGACUGGAGCAGUGCCAGGAAGAGCUUUCACUCCUGGUUCUGUCAGCAGUCAGAUCUGAACACUGCACUCUGGGCUUAGGUUACUCUGAGCCAGGAGUGACUCCACUGAAAUGAAUUAAAAACUCCUAAGAAGCAGAAACAGAUCCUUACUUUUUUUGCCUUAAUUUGCACCAUUACUUUUCCCUUAAUUUAUUUGCUUUUUAACCCAUGCUUUUUCCCCUCAACCUCAUUAAAAUUGUAGCAUCUUUCUGCAACCUUCAGAUGACAUCAGCUGCAAAAGUUUCCAGAUUUCCAGAUGAAAAUACCAGUUCUGUUUCCAGCUACAUUCAACAUGUUGGGUAAUUAAUAUUAGGAAUAAGCUUUAGAGGGGACAGAAAUUACCACGGUGUGUAAUCAUGGUAGAAAAUUGCACUCGAAUCAUGGGAAAAACACAAAUACCAGCCCUUGCAAACAGAUACUUGUGUGAUAGUUCACAGCAAUACAUCUCUCAAGGCAUCAGUUUAGACAGGAGAUGAAGUCAAAUCAGUAAUGCUUAGAAGUCCAG
This is a messenger RNA of Catharus ustulatus (Swainson's thrush), 4181 nucleotides long. Its product is annotated as bifunctional heparan sulfate N-deacetylase/N-sulfotransferase 3. Gene Ontology annotation, molecular function: deacetylase activity; heparan sulfate N-sulfotransferase activity. Bases 250 to 2871 code for a protein of 873 amino acids. Lineage: Eukaryota; Metazoa; Chordata; Aves; Passeriformes; Turdidae. The transcript is spliced from 14 exons. Gene Ontology annotation, cellular component: Golgi apparatus. The record is from RefSeq and is a predicted model, not a curated record.